This is a messenger RNA of Heterostelium album PN500, 1710 nucleotides long. It is a transcript of the gene apm1, whose product is annotated as mu1. The record is from RefSeq and is a predicted model, not a curated record. Lineage: Eukaryota; Evosea; Eumycetozoa; Acytosteliales; Acytosteliaceae. Gene Ontology annotation, molecular function: clathrin-cargo adaptor activity. Gene Ontology annotation, biological process: vesicle-mediated transport; intracellular protein transport. The coding region runs from base 1 to 1710 and encodes 569 amino acids. The transcript has 7 exons. Gene Ontology annotation, cellular component: clathrin-coated vesicle; clathrin adaptor complex.
AUGGCAGCAUCUGCUAUAUUUCUAAUGGAUUCCAAGGGAAAGGUACUGAUCUCACGUAACUAUCGUGGUGAUGUACCAAUGAGUGUUGCCUCUCGAUUUGUAUCAAAGAUUCUCGAAGAAGAAGAUCUAAACUUAAAGCCAAUCAUCCAAGAGGAUGGUAUCUCAUAUAUAUAUGUUAAAUAUAACAAUCUUUUCUUAUUGGCAACUACAGAAAGAAAUGCAAAUGCAGCAACUAUAUUAUUGUUCCUUUAUAAGAUGAUUGAAGUGUUCAAUGAGUACUUCAAGGAGUUGGAAGAGGAGAGUAUCAGAGAUAACUUUGUAUUGAUCUAUGAGUUGAUGGAUGAGAUGAUGGAUUUUGGAUAUCCACAAUCGACCGAACCAAAGAUUCUUCAGGAGUACAUCACACAGGAGGGUUACAAGUUGGAGAGAGGUGUCAGAGGUCCAGUGUUGCCCGCCGCCAUCACUGGUGCCGUCUCCUGGAGAAAGGAGGGCAUUAGAUAUAAUAAGAACGAAGUAUUCUUGGACGUCGUUGAAUCGAUCAAUCUCUUGGUAUCGGCAAACGGUACUGUUUUGCGAUCGGAAAUCGUUGGUGCAAUCAAAAUGAAGUCGAAGCUCUCUGGUAUGCCAGAACUAAGAUUAGGUCUAAACGAUAAGAUUCUAUUUGAAAAUAGUGCAAAGACUGGUAAUCCAAAAGGUAAAGGUGUAGAGUUGGAAGAUGUUAAAUUCCACCAAUGUGUUAGAUUAUCAAAGUUUGAGAAUGAUAGAACCAUCUCUUUUAUUCCACCCGAUGGAGAGUUUGAGCUGAUGUCAUAUCGUCUCAAUACUACUGUCAAGCCAUUGAUCUGGAUCGAGUGUAUCUCUGACUCGCACGCACACAGCCGUGUCGAAUACCUCGUCAAAGCGAAAUCACAAUUCAAAGGAAAGUCAAUUGCCAACAACGUUCAAAUCAUUGUUCCAGUUCCAUCAGAUGCCGAUACUCCUAAAUUUAGAUGUACAAUGGGAACAUGCAAAUAUGCACCAGAGAAAGAUGCAAUCAUUUGGAAUAUUAAACAAUUCCCAGGUGGUGGUAAGGAGUUCUUGAUGAGAGCACACUUUGGUUUGCCAUCGAUCUCGAACGACGACAAGCCAGCAACCAAACCACCCAUCAUGGUUCAGUUUGAAAUUCCAUAUUACACAGUAUCCGGUAUUCAAGUUAGAUAUCUAAAGAUUAUAGAAAAGAGUGGUUAUCAAGCAUUACCAUGGGUUCGUUAUGUCUAUUUAAUGAAGUAUCCGGUCGAGGGUUUCUCAGCAGGUUUAGUUGAUGAUUCAAAUAUCUAUGAAUGGCAAAUUGUAAUUGUAGGUCCACCAGAUACCCCAUACGAAGGUGGUUUCUUUAAUGCCACUUUGACAUUUACACCAGAGUACCCAAAUAAACCACCAAAGAUGAAGUUCCUCACUGAAAUGUGGCACCCCAACGUAUAUGAGAGCGGUGAAGUUUGUAUUUCUAUUCUACACGAUCCAGGAGAUGAUGUCUAUGGUUAUGAGAAAGCAAGUGAAAGAUGGUUACCAGUACACACUGUAGAGUCUAUUUUGGUGUCUGUUAUUUCUAUGUUGUCAAGUCCAAAUGAUGAAUCCCCAGCCAAUAUCGAUGCUGCUAGAGAAUGGAGAACACAAAGAGAGGUAUUCAAUAAAAAGGUUGCUAGAAUCGUUAGAAAAAGUCAAGACCAAUAA